Molecule: messenger RNA, 1704 nt
Organism: Colletotrichum karsti
Lineage: Eukaryota; Fungi; Ascomycota; Sordariomycetes; Glomerellales; Glomerellaceae
Product: phosphoglycerate dehydrogenase
Exons: 1
Coding region: 1-1704 (567 amino acids)
Biological process (GO): L-serine biosynthetic process
Molecular function (GO): NAD binding; phosphoglycerate dehydrogenase activity
Source: RefSeq, a predicted model, not a curated record
AUGGCACCCUCGGCGAUAGAGAAGAUAACAUCAACCGUGACCUCCUUUUCGUCAGACCGACCUCGAAUCUUGGUCCCUGAGAAGGUCUCUUCGGAUGGCCUCGCGCUGCUGAAAGACAGGUACGACGUGGACAACCGCACCGGUCUGUCCGCAGACGAGCUCAUCGACGCGAUUCCCAACUACCAUGCCCUCAUUGUACGGUCCGAGACCAAAGUCAAUGCCGCCGUGCUCGCGGCUGGCAAAAAGCUCCGGGUCGUCGCAAGAGCUGGCGUGGGUGUGGACAACAUCGACGUGGACGCCGCCACGAGUAACGGCAUUAUCGUGGUGAACUCGCCUUCGGGCAAUAUCGUGGCGGCCGCCGAGCACACGAUCGCCCUCCUCCUCGCAACGGCCCGCAACGUCGGGCGAGCCGACACCACCAUGAAGGACGGCAAGUGGGAGCGAGGUAAGCUCGUCGGUGUCGAGGUCGGCAGCAAGACUCUCGGGAUCAUUGGACUCGGCAAGGUCGGGAUGAAGGUCGCCCGCAUGGCCAUCGGUCUCGGGAUGAAGGUGAAGGCGGUCGAUCCGUACGCCAGCAACGAGAUCGCGCGGCAAGCGAACGUCGAGCUCGUGACGGACCUCAAGAGCCUCUUGCCCGUGGUCGACUUCUUGACCAUCCACACCCCGCUGAUGGCCAGUACGUUGGACCUCCUAAAGGAGGAGGACUUCCAGACGAUGAAGAAGACGGCGAGGGUCUUGAAUGUCGCUCGUGGCGGCGUAUACAACGAGGCGGCACUCCUGCGUGCUCUGGAUGAAGGCUGGAUCGCCGGCGCCGGCUUGGACGUCUUCACGUCAGAGCCUCCUGCGGCGGACUCGACGGCGUCACAGCUGACGAAGCACCCCAAGGUGGUAGCCACGCCGCACCUGGGAGCGUCCACGGUCGAAGCCCAGGAGAACGUGUCGAUGGACGUGUGCACCCAGGUAGCCGAGAUCCUCCGCGGAGGCCUGCCGACGGCGGCCGUCAACGCCCCUCUUAUCAUGCCGGAGGAGUACCGCAAGCUGCAGCCGUUUGUGCGGCUCAUCGAGAAGAUGGGCGGGCUGUACACGCAGCACUUUGUCGGGAGCAAGGGCGGAAUGGUGGGCGGUCGUCGGUUCGAGCUGAUCUACCAGGGCGACAUCGCGGGCAUCUCGAACACGCGGCCGCUGUUCGCGGCGCUGGUGAAGGGGCUGGUGUCGUCCAUCACGGACUCUGGCGGGCGGGACGUGAACAUCGUCAACGCCAGCCUCAUCGCCAAGGAGAAGGGCAUGAUCAUCAGCGAGACGCACAGCGGGGAGGCCAAGAACGGCGCGUAUGCCAGCCUGGUGACUCUCCGGUCGCACGGCGAGGACGGCGAGCAGGUGAUUGAGGGAUAUGUGUCGGGGCAGAGCAUAUACAUCUCCAAGCUGGACCGGUUCAGUGCGACGUUCCAGCCGCAGGGGACGAUGCUGGUGCUGCACAAUUACGACGAGCCGGGCAAGAUUGGCGGUGUGGGAACGGUGCUGGGCCGGCACGGGAUCAACAUCACCUUCAUGCAGGUGGCAAGCCUGGAUGGUGAGGAGAGGAGGGCGGAGGGCGGCAACGAAGCUCUCAUGAUCCUGGGCGUGAGGGGAGAGAUUGGCGGCAAAGUAGUGGAGGAUUUGCAGCACGAGGAGGGAAUCCUGAACGUGAGCCUGGUGAGGUUGUGA